CCAAUAGAAGGCCAACGAAGGUUCCCAAGCUGUGUGGCCCGAGCGCCGUAUCUCGAAAUUUUCUUCCCAUUUUAACUCCAUACCCUUUCUUCAGUCGGGCAGGUCAGACUUCGUUCAUCAUACCCAUUCAGCCAUCCGCCCUGUAAACUACGAACUCUUUCCCCUUCAUCCAAGCAUCCGUUACUCGUCCCGACUGCUUCUCCACUUGUAUUUCAUACACAGAAGCCGACAAGAUGAUGUCCGCGGCGCGCUUUUCUAGAGCUCUCCCUAGAGCAUCCACAGCAGCUGCGCGAUGGUCUGCACCGAUGCGCAAGCCAUUGGGCUCCAGCUUUGCUCGCUAUGAGUCGACAGAAGGAAAGGUCACAGGCUCCGUGAUCGGUAUUGAUCUGGGUACCACCAACUCUGCCGUUGCCAUUAUGGAAGGCAAGGUGCCCAGAAUCAUUGAGAAUUCUGAAGGUGCCCGAACCACACCGUCAGUCGUUGCUUUUGCACAAGAUGGCGAGCGUCUAGUUGGCGUUGCUGCAAAGCGCCAGGCUGUGGUCAACCCUGAGAACACACUUUUUGCCACCAAGCGAUUAAUUGGACGCAAGUUCACCGACGCCGAGGUUCAAAGAGAUAUCAAGGAAGUGCCCUACAAGAUUGUGCAACACAAUAAUGGAGACGCUUGGGUAGAGGCUCGCGGCCAGAAGUACUCUCCUUCGCAAAUUGGUGGCUUCGUCCUGAACAAGAUGAAGGAGACUGCUGAGGCCUACCUGAGCAAGCCCGUGAAGAACGCUGUUGUCACUGUUCCCGCCUACUUUAACGACUCUCAACGUCAAGCCACCAAGGAUGCCGGUCAGAUCUCUGGAUUGAACGUUCUGCGUGUUGUCAACGAGCCUACCGCUGCUGCUCUAGCCUAUGGUCUUGAGAAGGAGGCCGACCGAGUUGUUGCUGUUUACGAUCUUGGUGGUGGCACUUUCGAUAUCUCCGUUUUGGAGAUUCAGAACGGUGUCUUCGAGGUCAAGUCUACCAACGGUGACACCCACUUGGGUGGUGAAGAUUUCGAUAUCCGCUUGGUUCGCCACCUGGUUGAGCAGUUUAAGAAGGAUUCUGGCAUUGAUCUGUCUGGCGACCGCAUGGCUAUCCAGCGUAUUCGUGAGGCUGCUGAGAAGGCCAAGAUUGAGCUGUCGUCGUCUCUGCAAACUGACAUCAGCCUGCCGUUCAUCACUGCUGAUGCUUCGGGCCCCAAGCACAUCAACUCUAAGAUGACCCGUGCCCAGCUUGAGCAGAUGAUGGAUCCUUUGAUUACCCGAACCAUUGAGCCGGUUCGCAAGGCUCUCAAGGACGCUGGUCUUCAGGCCAAAGAUAUCCAGGAGGUCAUCCUUGUCGGUGGUAUGACCCGCAUGCCCAAGGUCUCUGAGUCUGUCAAGAACAUCUUCGGUCGCGACCCCGCCAAGUCUGUCAACCCGGAUGAGGCUGUCGCCAUUGGCGCCGCUAUCCAGGGUGCCGUUCUCUCUGGUGAAGUCAAGGACCUGUUGCUUCUGGAUGUCACUCCUCUUUCCCUCGGUAUUGAGACGCUCGGCGGCGUCUUCACUCGUCUGAUCAACCGCAACACCACCAUCCCCACCAAGAAGUCCCAGGUCUUUUCUACUGCCGCUGACUUCCAGACUGCCGUCGAGAUCAAGGUCUACCAGGGUGAGCGUGAGCUCGUCAAGGAUAACAAGCUUCUCGGCAACUUCCAGUUGGUCGGCAUUCCCCCUGCCCACCGUGGUGUACCCCAGGUUGAGGUUACCUUCGAUAUUGACGCCGACUCCAUCGUCCACGUCCACGCCAAGGACAAGAGCACCAACAAGGACCAAUCUAUCACCAUUGCAUCCGGUUCUGGUCUGUCUGAUUCUGAGAUUGAGCAGAUGGUUGAGGACUCCGAGAAGUACGCCGAGGAGGACAAGGAGCGCAAGGCUUCCAUUGAGUCCGCCAACCGCGCCGACAGCGUCCUGAAUGACACCGAAAAGGCCUUGAACGAGUUCGCUGACAAGCUCGACAAGACUGAGGCUGAUGGCAUUCGUGAGAAGAUCAGUGCUCUCCGCGAGUUCGUUGCCAAGAGCCAAGCUGGCGAGGGCACUGCGACCGCAGCGGAGAUCAAGGAGAAGACGGACGAGCUCCAAAUGGCCAGCUUGAACCUCUUUGACAAGAUGCACAAGGCCCGCACCGACAGUGGCGAGCAAUCCAGCAGCUCCGAAGCUAGCUCGUCGGAGGCCAAGCCCGAGGAUGAGAAGAAGCAAUAAACAUCCUACUCACACCAUUUUCUUUAAUUGUUCUACUACAUACCAUGCGAGACGGGAAUCGAUAGACGCCAUCUCCUCAUGACCUGUACUUCACCUGUACUCAUAUUUGCUCGCUCUGCUCAUUUCCCCCAGCCUCUUCUUCCGGACUUCGGAACUCAUGUUUGAUAAACUGCGGGCGGACAGGGGCGUUCUGAGAUGAUGAAAAAAGCUUUGACCGCAAUCUGAGAGAUUUUGCGCUUUUCACACGGUUUCUGAUGACACGAUAUGGCAGCAUUGGAAGGUUGGCUCUGGAUGAGCUUAUGUAUAUAAAACGUUACAUCCAAACUAAUAUUACAUCCCCUCU
Pseudomassariella vexata is the source of this 2607-nucleotide messenger RNA. Its product is annotated as heat shock protein 70 family. Gene Ontology annotation, molecular function: ATP hydrolysis activity; misfolded protein binding; heat shock protein binding. NCBI's taxonomy places the organism in Eukaryota, Fungi, Ascomycota, Sordariomycetes, Amphisphaeriales, Pseudomassariaceae. Bases 234 to 2264 code for a protein of 676 amino acids. Gene Ontology annotation, cellular component: mitochondrion; cytoplasm. The transcript has 3 exons. The record is from RefSeq and is a predicted model, not a curated record. Gene Ontology annotation, biological process: protein refolding; cellular response to unfolded protein.